Messenger RNA from Periophthalmus magnuspinnatus, 737 nucleotides. It is a transcript of the gene stmn1b, whose product is annotated as stathmin 1b. The record is from RefSeq and is a predicted model, not a curated record. Gene Ontology annotation, molecular function: tubulin binding. The transcript is spliced from 5 exons. Gene Ontology annotation, cellular component: neuron projection; cytoplasm. Bases 100 to 534 code for a protein of 144 amino acids. Gene Ontology annotation, biological process: microtubule depolymerization; neuron projection development; regulation of microtubule polymerization or depolymerization. Lineage: Eukaryota; Metazoa; Chordata; Actinopteri; Gobiiformes; Gobiidae.
GCGAACCUGCAGCAGCGGCGCGAGGUUGGCGGUCUGAAAAGAAGAAAAGACUCAGGUCUGGACCAGGCACUUGACGUGACUAAAGAUACCAUUGCAGAGAUGGACUCUGGAGAAAUGCAAGUGAAGGUUCUUAACAAGCGAGCUUCGGGUCAAGCCUUUGAGGUGAUCUUGACACCCACAAGCCCAGAACCCAAAGACUUCCCUCUGUCUCCUCUGAGGAAAAAAGAAACUUCACUUGAUGAAAUCGAGAAAAAACUCGAGGCUGCAAAAGAGAGACGCAAGAGUCAACAGGCUGAGGUACUAAAACAUUUGGCUGAAAAACGUGAACAUGAGAAAGAAGUGAUCCAGAAAGCCUUCGAAGAAGACUGCAACUUCAAGAAGAUGGCACUGGAAAAACUCGCUCAGAAGAUGGAGGCUAACAAAGAGAACCGCAACGCUCAGAUGGCCGCACUGAAUGAGAAAUUUAAGGAGAAGGAUAAAAGGCUCGAAGAGGUCAGAAAAAACAAAGAGGCAAUUAAAGAAAAGGAAAUUUAACUUUUAUGUUUGGGUUCAUUUAUGACAUUUCCAAAGAUCUGUUUUUAUUUUUUACUGAUGCUGUUUUCAAUUUUGCUGGUUGCAUUAGUUUAUCCUGUUACUGUUGUUACAUGUUUUAGAUUUAGUGUGACAUCUCUAACAUCUCUUCUAAGUAGACCUUGGCAGCUUUUUAUACUGUAUUUGAUUGAACUACUAUAGAGGGC